UGAAAUUCCUAGGAAGUAUACGAACUUGCCCUCACGAAUAAGCUGAUAACAAACGUCAAACAGGAUAAGUAGACUAUAAAAGGUUUGAUGGCCAGGAUAUUAUUCAGUCUACAUCCGAGUCGGAGCAACAUGAAGUUUUCAUUUGUCGCCGUAGUUCUGGCGCUGGCCUGUGUCAUAUCGGCCCAGUUGGCGGACGAUUGGAGUAGUAAUCGUCGUGCAGAAGUGGACUCCGACGACCUGGCUGUGAGGAUGGGGCGAAAUAUCCUUUUUCGACGGACAUCGACGCGAUUCGAAAAACUAGAACAAACCACAGAGACGUUAGCAAAGAACUUACAGGAGACUACUCUGCAGUUGAAUAACACUUCCCAACGCUUAGAAAAAACAUUUAUUAUCCUAGCUGAAACUAUGACGGAAGUUGUGAAUUUAAAGACCAGUGUAAAAGAAACUUCUGAAGGUUUAACGGAUAUUAAACAAGAUUUAGUGAGCGCCAGGACGGAUUACUCAAAACAAUUAGACGAUAUUGAGGUUAUUAAGCAAGAACUGGUCAGCACCAAGGAGGAAUUCACUAAACAAUUUGAAGACAUAACCACAAUCAAGCAAGAUCUCAUCAACACCAAAAAGCAGUUUGAAGAUUUGACAGCGACUCAACAGGAUUUAGUCGGCGCCAUGAAGGCGGAUUACGCAAAACAAAUGGAUGAAUGGGCAGCAAUGAAGCAGGACUUGGUGAACGCAAAAUCGGAUUACGCAAAACAAUUAGAGGAUUUGGCAGUAACUCGACAACAACUGGCGAGUACCAAAUCGGAUUAUGCCAAAGAAUUUGACGAUAUGGCGGCAAUCAAAAAGAAUUUGCUGAGCACCAAGACCGAUUAUGAAAAGCAAUUGAAUGAUAUUUCAGUAAUCAAGCAAGGCGUAGUGAAUGCCACUCGACAAUUGGAUGCCACCCAACAAGAUUUGACAGCCGCUAAGAUGGAAUACAAAAAACAGUUUGAUGAAAUUUCAGUGAUUAAGCAAGAGUUGAUAAGCACCAAAUCGGAUUUCAUCAAACAACUGGAUGAUGUGACACUAAUUAGGCAAGAUUUGUUGAGUGCUAAAGCUGAUUAUGCUAAACAAUUAACCGAUUAUUCAGCCAUUAAGCAAGAUUUAAAGAGUACCAAAUUGGACUAUACGAAACAGUUGGAAGACAUUUCAGUAAUCAAGGAGGAUUUGAUGAACGUCACAAAACAAUUAGAUGCAACGCAGAAAGAUUUGAUAACCGCUAGAGUAGGUUAUAAAAAGGAAUCCGAUGCAAUUUCAGCGAUCAAAAGAGAAAUGAUGAGCACAAAAACCAAUUACACGAAUCAAUUGCACGGUUUGGAAAUACUCAAACAAGAUUUGAUAAGCGGAACUAAACAUCUGGGUGAAACCCUUGGGCAUUUAGAAAAGGCCAAGAAGGGAUAUGACGACCAAUUGAAUGGUUUUGCAGAAAUAAAACUUGAUUUGUUGAGCGCAAAAUCAAACUUUUCAAAAGAGUGGGACGCAACUCAACAUCAUUUACAGAGAGCUAUUGCGAAUUACACCAAACAACAGGAUGAUUUGGCAGUAAUUAAGCGAGAUUUGAUGAGCGCCACGAAACAACUGGAUGCAAUUCAAAAAAGUUUAACGAGCGCAAAAGCGGAUUACACGAAGCAAUCGGAGGAUAUGGCGAUAAUUAAGCAGGGACUGGUGAUCGCAAAAGUGGAUUACUCAACUAAAUUGAGUGACAUGACAGCAAUAAAGACUGAUUUGAUAAACGCAACAAAACGACUGGACGCAACGCAAGAAGCUUAUGUGAACGCUCAAUUGGCGUACGCAAAACAAUCGGAGGUUAUGGCGGCGAUAAAGCAAGAUUGGAUGAAAACUAAAUCGGAUUAUGCAAAACAGCUGACAGAUUUGACAAUAAUCAAGCAAAGUGCGAUGAAUACUACGAAGGAAUUAGAUGCUACUUGGAAGGAUUUAGUGGGCGCUAAAGCAGAAUAUUUAAAACAACUGGAUGCGAUAAAUGUUUUCAUAGAUUUUGCAGUUCUCAAGCAAGAUUUGACAAGCACAAAAGCAGAUUACGCAAGACAGUUGGACGAUUUGGCUGUAGCUCAUCAAGAAUUAGUGGACGCCAUGAAAGCGGAUUACACAAAACAAUUGGACGAUAUGGCGGCAACUCAGCAAGACUUGGUGAGCGCUAUGAAAGCGGAUUAUACAAAAACAUUUGAUGAUUUGGCAGUAGCUAAACAAUCUUUUGUGAACGAAAUGAAAUCGGAUUACACAAAACAAUUUGACGAUCUGGCAGUAAUCAGACAAGAUUGGGUGAACGCGACAAAAAAAUUGGAUGAUGUAGCGGUACUUAAGCAAGAUUUCGUGAUUACGAAGGCAGAAUUCACGAAACAGCUGGCAGGUUUGGCAGCUACCAAUGAAGGAUAUUGCAAAAUUGUGUGUAAUUCUUCGAAUUGAAAAGUCAACAACAGAAGCCAAAAUCGUCAAGGUCUGAGGAACAAAUUUUCGACGGCCACCUCAGGAUUCUAGUACAGUGCUUGCUAUUACCAUUUUAACAAGUCGUUGUAUAAAAAAAAAAAGUUCGGUCACGCUAAAUUGCUGUGAGAUGCUAAUCUAAAUAGUUUUGAAUGACUCUGGGCUCUAGCUUCCAUAAAAAUUUUAAUAAUUGUCGAUUAAGUUAAGUAACUAUCACUAGCUCCAGUUUGACUGAGGAAAGAAUUUACAAGAUAUUUCAAGCUUCACAUCACGCAUAGACAACAUAUGUGACAAAUUUAAGUAGGUAGCAUGUAGUAAAUCAAUUUCCACUUACUCAGACAUGUGGUUCCAAACUUUUGGAUAGUUGAGACGAUGAGUUCCUCCUACAUUAUUAACUUUCACUGUCAACUGCUGCUGCUACUACAGAUGGGAGUCUUAGCCCUUGUUACAUUUCUUCCUGCAUAUUUAAAUAAAUUUGUACCAUGGGCAAAAACCAGUGUUCAAU
Messenger RNA from Daphnia pulicaria, 2983 nucleotides. Its product is annotated as nucleoporin nup211-like. Bases 88 to 2460 code for a protein of 790 amino acids. Lineage: Eukaryota; Metazoa; Arthropoda; Branchiopoda; Diplostraca; Daphniidae. The record is from RefSeq and is a predicted model, not a curated record. The transcript is spliced from 37 exons.